Molecule: messenger RNA, 3687 nt
Organism: Lacerta agilis (Sand lizard)
Lineage: Eukaryota; Metazoa; Chordata; Lepidosauria; Squamata; Lacertidae
Gene: WDR72
Product: WD repeat domain 72
Exons: 19
Coding region: 8-3277 (1089 amino acids)
Biological process (GO): protein localization to plasma membrane
Cellular component (GO): cytoplasm
Molecular function (GO): protein binding
Source: RefSeq, a predicted model, not a curated record
GCUCACCAUGAAGACCUCAGUUCAGCUUGUGACGUUGUGGGGGAAUCAAGCCCCAGCUCAUAGCAUCACAGCCAUCUUGAUCACGGAAGACCAGAGAACCAUUGUUACGGGGAGUCAAGAAGGACAAAUCUGCCUCUGGGAUCUGUCAUCAUCAGACCUGAAGAUUUCAUCAAAGCAAAUGCUCUUUGGUCACACGGCGUCAGUGACAUGCUUGGCCAAGGCGAGGGACUUUGAGAAGCAUCCAUACGUGGUCAGUGCUACUGAGAACGGGGAAAUGUGCAUCUGGAACGUCAUCUCUGGGCAGUGUGUGGAGAGCACGAGGCUUCCCUUUCGGCACACAGCGAUUUGUUAUUACCACAGCUCAUUCCGCAUGACGGGGGAGGGCUGGCUCCUCUGCUGUGGGCAGUAUAACGAUAUCCUCAUCAUCGAUGCCAAAGCGCUGUCUGUGCUUCACACCUUGACGUCCUCUCAGUCUUCGGAUUGGAUCAGCUGCAUGUGCUUAGUGCAUUCCCCUCGGAUCCAAGAGGAUUCCUUAAUAGCCAUCUCCGCAACAGGAACCCUUAAAGUCUGGGAUCUGUCCUCAUCAGUUAGCAGGAUACGGGAGAGGCAGAAUAUUCAUGAAAGGGAAUCCAAAUCUCUGGACUGUGCUCCCUGCUGCACCGUCAGAUUUUGCACCUUUACGGAAAGGCUUCUUCUCGUCGUGUUUUCCAGCUGCUGGAAGAUAUACGAUUAUUGUGACUUCUCCUUGCUGUGGACUGAAUUCAGCCCGAGUGGCCAGUCCUUUGCUGGAGGCGAAGUCCUCGCUGCUCACAGGCUCAUCAUCUGGAUGGAGGACGGCCGUGGCUUCAUCUACCAGCUGCUGAACAGUGGUCUUUCGCGAAGCAUCCAGCCAUGCAAUGGACGACCGCUCAAAGAAACCCUCCACCCUCAUUUACUUUGUUCUACUGAUGUGGGAGAUGAGAAGAGUUUUUCUUACAUUAUGGGCUUCAUCAAUGAAAGAAAGGAACCUUUUUAUAAGAUCCUUUAUUGUGGAGCAGCAUCAGGCAGAAUCACUCUGUGGCAUAUUCCAGAUGUGCCAGUUUCAACUCUUGACGGCUCUCCAAAAGAGAUCCCUAUAGCAACAUCCUGGACACUUCAGAACAGCUUUGACAGCUGCAGUCCUGUGGCCGAAGGCAUCAUCGACCACCUCUGUGGAGCUGAGAAUAGGAUGGGGAGUGACGCCAUCACCUCCUCCAUUUAUAUCCCCAGCCUUGAUAAACUGGUGUGCGGGUUUGCGGAUGGCAGGAUCUUCAUCAUGCUGGCUCUGCAGGCUGCCAAGGCCAGGCUGAUGGGAAAGGGCUCCUUGCUGAAAGACCCCCUGCCUCACAGAAUACUCAGCCACCACAGCACCAGCGUGACCUCCUUACUAUACCUCCAUGGCCGAUCAGCCCGGUUUGAUCCCAGCUGGCUGAUGUCAGGGAGCCAGGACUCCAGUGUGGUCUGGUGGGACAUUUUUACCGGGGAAUUAUUGCAUUGCUUUUCACUGCAAGCUGGUCCCGUCACGAAUCUGCUGUUGUCUUCAGAGAACUACAGGUUCAGAGGCCACCGGAUCGUGUGCUGCUUGUGUAGCGAUGACCACGCUGUGGUGCUUUUGCACAUACAAGAGCGAACCUGCCUCAUGCAGGCCAGGAAACACCUUUCCCCUGUGAAGAGGCUACGGUGGCACCCUGUGGAAAAUCUCUUGGUGGUUGGAUGCGAAGAUGAUUCCGUUUACGUCUGGGAUAUUGAGACCGGAAGUCUUGAGCGCCACGAAACUGGGGAAAUUGCUCAGGCAAUCCUCGCUUGCUGCGAGGACUCGGUCAUGGCAGCGGCAGAUUCUCUGUCGUCCGUCUUUGAAGAAGACACCCCCAAGCAGGAAAACCUGGAUGGCCAAUCUUCCAACUCCUAUAAAAUCGGCACUCUUUCCUACAGCAGCCUCGCUCAUCGAGAAAAGUCUUCCCACCAUCAGCUAUCCACUGCCUGCCACACCCAAUGGCCUUUUACCAUCCUGCCUGUGAAGACGGAGCGACAGAACAUCCAUUUUCAUGUCCUUCUCUUUGAUUUGGAAAAAUUGGCCGAACUGCUGCAUUCAGCCCAGCUCAAGGGACUGAAGUCAUCCAGCUCCUUCCACAGCUAUGACGCUCUAAAGAGAGCCAAAAGCACAGCUGACAAAAGGAUGCUAAUGCUGAAACGAAACAGAACUUCUGGGUCACUCUUUCCGUUUGAUGGGCAAGUCAAGGCUCCAGCUGAAGAGCAAACAUUUGGGGAGAGUAAUGCAGUUGGCUCUACGGAACAAAGUGGCGGCAUCAAAAGACACAAGAAGCCGAAGAGUUCAAAGAAGGUUCGGAGGCAGCCAUCAGGAAAAGUCAAUGUGAAUGUUGUCAUGGAUGCAGCAAAGCUCCUCUUGUCAUGCCUCUUGCCUUGGGGUGUGGAUGGGGAGUUGGAUGAUCUCUGUGUUCAGUAUUUAGAUAUCUUGAGACUUCUCUAUCCAGUCUCACUUGGACUUAUGUCAAGGAACAAUCAUCUCUCUCUGACAUUGCCGGGAUGGCGCAAUGCCAGUUCCCCAGGGGUGGAACAGCAGCAGGAGGCAAAUCACUUGUUCUCCAGAAAAGUGCUGGAUUUGUGUCAUAGGUACAUUAGUGUGGCCCAAGAGCAAACAGAAAGGGUCAACGGGCACACAAAAAACAUCCGUACCACAGAGAGAUCCCUGACUCUGAGUUACUUACUGAGAAGGAUAUAUUUAGUUCAAAGGAUAUUUGGCAGGCCCUUAGAAAAGACAAGCCGCCAGAAACUGGAGUCUGCACGCAACAAAUGGAGACCCACACCAUCUCUUGGGACCACAAGCUCUUAUGAAGAGUCCACUAAACACAUGUUUGGGUUUCCUGUCCAUGAACCAGAGAACAGUUCACUUGUCAAACUUAUUUCUUCUUGGAGAGACCAAUCCAUAGAGAUGACUGAAGCCAUUCAGGCUGCUCUGCUGGCUGAAGUUCAGCAGGGCCUGAGAAACCGUCGGAAGACAUUGGCCAACGGUCGUGGGCAAGCAAGUGCCAAAGUGGAGGAGCGAAGGACCGAGGAGCCAGAGAUUAUAAAGAGCCACCCCUUGCUGGCUGCCACCAAUUGUGACAACUGCACAACACCUGCAGACCUCCAAGAAGGAAAAGACCCAGCUGAGAGGCAGGUAUUGGAAGAGUCAGAAAAUCCAGAUGAGAGGAAGUCGCAUCCUUGGCUGUUCAAGGUGUGUUCUUGCAAACUGUGUUAGAGCUCGGUCUCACCCUCCUAAGGAAGGCAGAAGAUGGAGAAUUGUAGCAGAAGUGGAAAUUCACGCUGUGUUUUGGUGUGGCUGCCUAUUUCUUGGGCUUUGCAUUAACCAUAUUUCACGGCACCUUCUGAUCCUUCCAUGGCUCCACUCCACAUCCCUCUCCCCAUUACGACAUUUACCCUAAAUAACCAGGGCAGAGUUCCUGCUUCUGCUGAGGAAAACAUGUACUAUUUUUCACCCCAUUUACUUUCAACUUUUCAUUAUUUAGGCACCCGACUCCCCCCCCCUUAAAAAAAGGCAAUGGUGAGACAGCGCUAAGAUGUUUGAACCACAUGACAAUGCAAAAGUGUUUAUCUGAGUUUACCACACACACAAGAAGGUUUUCAGUGUGAGCUGCUUUGGAUCAUUAU